This is a messenger RNA of Neogale vison (American mink), 649 nucleotides long. RefSeq names its product glyceraldehyde-3-phosphate dehydrogenase-like. The transcript has 2 exons. Bases 1 to 504 code for a protein of 167 amino acids. Gene Ontology annotation, molecular function: oxidoreductase activity, acting on the aldehyde or oxo group of donors, NAD or NADP as acceptor. The record is from RefSeq and is a predicted model, not a curated record. Lineage: Eukaryota; Metazoa; Chordata; Mammalia; Carnivora; Mustelidae.
AUGGCUUCCUGUGAAGAGAACAGAGAUGACAAGAUUGACAUAAAAGAGGUCUGUGAAAGGAAAAGGAUUGAAAUGAGAAAUAAGAAUUUAAAAGAGGAAGGAGGACAGAACAUCAUCCCUGCUUCCACUGGUGCAGCCAAGGCUGUAGGCAAGGUCAUCCCUGAGCUGAAUGGGAAGCUCACAAGCAUGGCCUUCCGUGUCCCCACCCCCAAUGUGUCUGUUGUGGAUCUGACCUGCCGCCUGGAGAAAGCUGCCAAAUAUGAUGACAUCAAGAAGGUGGUGAAGCAGGCAUCAGAGGGCCCCCUUAAGGGCAUCCUGGGGUAUACUGAGGACCAGGUUGUCUCCUGCGACUUCAACAGUGACACCCACUCCUCUACCUUCGAUGCUGGGGCUGGCAUUGCUCUCAAUGACCACUUUGUCAAGUUCAUUUCCUGGUAUGACAAUGAAUUUGGCUACAGCAACCGGGUGAUGGACCUUAUGGUCCACAUGUCCUCCAAGGAAUAAGAGCCCCCUGAACCACCAGCCCCAGCCAGAGCAAGAGGAAGAAAGAGGCCCUCAGCUGCUGGGGAAUCCCUGCCCCAACUUAUCCCCUAAAACACUGAGAAUCUCCCAACCUCCACUAUUUCCAUCCCAGACCCCCUGAAGAAGG